UGAUAGAGAACUUUUUGAAAUUCCAAAUAAAAACAGUCCAGCCAUGAACUCCCUUUUCAGGGUCCCCUAGGAAAAAGGUUUUGGCCUUAUUUCAUCCCCACCCCCUCCACAUUCUAUUAAAGAGGCUGCAUUCUGUGGUUGAGUCAUUGUCAAGGCGUAGGAGCUUUAAACUAUGCGUGGAACCGCUUUUACGGAAAACUAGGUGCCCCGUGGUUCUCUGGGGAAAAUUUCCCCCCCUACGCUUCAGUUUCGAGAAUUACGUAAGAAAUUCCAAGUGGAGACUUCAUGCUUGGAAGAGCAAGCGGUCCGCUCCAGAGUACAGAAUUGGGGUGGAGGUACAUUAUCUGAGGUACUUUCACCCUCCCUCCCAAACCCUUCCUGGGAAUGGUGAGGAAUAGCCCUCUGCAACGGAUUCCGGUACCGAAUCAGAUUUUAAAUGCAAAACAAACUACUGCGCGUCUGCCUCGAAAACUCUAGGACCCACCUAAAAUUUCCUGCUUCCUGUUUUCUAAACUGCUUGGCUGGCCGGGUCUCCAGGGAGUAGCUGUGGCAACUGUUGUGUUAGGAAUUACAGACUGUGGUGUUUCUGCGUCUGCCCAGUGGCUCAACUACGUGGCCGACUCCAGAGCGCUGGAUGACCAAGCCUCACGCCCCAAACCUCCCUGUUGGAAAGAAAUUCGCAAGACUGAAAGAUGCAAUUAAAGAUAAUCUUGAAAGCAGCUUGGUUUCUUCUUGAAAAGAGCUAAGUCCAUAUAGCCCAAAUACAGCAGUGCCUUGGAAUGACAGUGUAUAAGACCUCAGCUCAAGUCAUUCAUCAGAUUGAAGAGGAAUUAGAUGAAGAUGAAAAGGAGGUGAUUCUCUUCCUAUGCCGUGAUCUUGCUCCAGACUUAGUCACAAAGUUGGACUUACGGGAUCUUCUGUGCACCUUGAAUGAGAAGGGCAAGCUGUCAUCUGCUGGUUUGGCGGAAUUGCUAUACAGAGUAAGGAGGUUUGACCUGCUAAAGAAGAUAAUGAAGACAGACAGAGGCUCUGUGGAAGCCAGCCUGGUCAAGUGCCCCAAACUGAUUUCUGACUACAGGGUGCUGAUGACACAACUUAGUGAAGAUAUGGACAAAUCGGAAGUGACUUCCUUAAGUUUUCUCCUAAGAGAUUACAUGGGAGGAGGGAAGACACACAAAAACAAGAGUUUCUUAGAUGUUGUUAUCGACCUAGAGAAGGUAAACUUGAUUGCUCCUGACAAGUUAGAUUUACUGGAAAAAUGUCUGAAGAACAUUCACAGGAUAGAUCUGAAGAAAAAAAUUCAGAAAUAUAAGCAGUCAGCUUUGGGAGCAAACUAUGUGAAUGGAAUCCCGGCUUCCCUGCCAAGUGUAGGCCUGACGAAAUCUGGUUACGACUUGGGGCUCAAGAAUGGGAUGAGUAAGGAGGAAAGACCGAUCUUUGGACAGCAUGGAAUUUCAACAGAACCAGUUAAAACAUCCAUUCAGGAAUGUGAAAAAUCCUUGCCUCAGGUGGCUAGUGAGGAGUACAGGCUAAAGAGUCAACCACUGGGACUCUGCUUAAUAAUUGAUUGCAUUGGCAAUGAUGCCGAUCUGCUCAAAGACACAUUUAUUUCCCUAAGGUUUGAAGUUCAGUAUUCCAAACACCUGAUCACGGAAGAAAUCCACGAGACUCUUUAUCAAGUUUCCUGCCUUUCCAAGCACCGAGAUUAUGACAUCUUUGUGUGUAUUCUGAUCAGCCGCAGUGACUCUGAGAACAUUUUUGGAAUAGACCAGCCUUGCUCAGGAUUCCCUCUUCAUCAGAUAAGGAAAUUUUUUACUGGGGACGCUUGCCCUUUGCUCUUAGGGAAGCCAAAACUCUUUUUUAUCCAGAACUAUGUGGUACCAGAAGACCACAAGGAGCCAAAUAGUCUCGUAGAGGUGGAUGGCAGAAUGUCUCAUAAUGUGUGGAGACCCAGGAGCCCUACAGGAGCUCUUCUCCAUCAAGAAGCCGACAUCUUUUGGAGUUUGUGCAAGGUGAAUGUUUCUGUGCUGGAGAAGUUUCCGGGUUCACCAUCCUUCUACCUGCGAUGCCUCUCACAGCUCCUACAUCAACCUGCGGAGAGAAGAUGCUCGCUCUUGAAUCUCCACAUCGAUCUCAACAACAAAAUCUAUGACUGGAACAGCAGAGUGGCCCGAGAAGAGCAGUACUCCAUUGUAUCAGAGCAUACUCUGAGGAAGAAUGUUUUUCUUCCCUGCAGAUGAAAGAAAAAAAAAAGAGCUUACAUGAUGAAUGUUCAGAGAUGGGACCUCAGUCCUCUGUGUGUAGUUUUCUUCAGUGCCUUGUAUGUGUGCAUGUUGGUGUGGUUGCUGUGGGAUGAGGUCUUGGUCCUUGGGUGAGCGCCAUAUUGAAAUGAUGGGAAUGGGGUCCUUGAAUACUGAGGGGGGUUUUAUCAUAUGAGACCAGAGGCCAGAGAACCAAGGAAUGAGUAAUGCAAAUAUGAAGUAUGGUCUCUUUUAGUCUUCACUGCUUAUCCAGUACCCUAAGGAAUUAUAGUGUUACAUUCCACCGCUAACUAGUGGUGACCUUUCUUUCUUUUUAGGAACCCAGUCCCUUACGGCCCCUCAUUGUCUAAUACCCCAAAAUCAGAGUGUCUAAUUUUGUUUUUUUUUUUCCUGUGGAAAGUACUAUUUAAUUGAGGGCUUGUCUGGUGUGUUUACAGGAUGUAUCUAUGUCUGUAUCUUUGUAUAAGGGUAGCACAGUCACCUGCAGAAGGAGUCUAACAAGGAUCCUCCUCCCUGGCUGCCUUUGUACUAUCUCAUUGAACUCAGAAAAGGUUGACUCAAUAAUUAUGGUCUUGUAAAGUUCAUCCAAGGUGCAAUAUGCUCCAGCUUGUAAUGAACUUGCAAGUCUGCUGCUACUGCUUCUCGGGCCCUGCAUGUCAAGGUGAAAAAGACAAAAUAUUAUUUGGGGGACACAGCUGUACCAGCCUUCAAAAAGUGUUAUUGUUAGUGUUUUCCCAUGAGUAGCCUCCCUUAAGGGGAAACUGUCAUGAUGGCUUUAAAAACCAUCGGGUCUAAUCUUAUAACAAUGGUUUCCAUGCAUAGAUUCUAUAAGCUACAGCCUUCCUUAAGGAGAAACUGUCACAGAGGUCUAGACCACCAUGCCUAAUCUUAAAAUGAAGGUACAGAAGCAAGGGUUAUAAGUGAGGAAACUUUGCCACUGAGAGAGUUGUCUGUAGAGUUGUUUCUUGGGAAUAAACCCCACUCCCCUCCUCCACCAGCAUCUUGCAUCCUUUCCUGACCUGUUCUUGCUGUGAGCAUUUUUACAAUCUCUGCUCAUUCACUUCGAGUUCAAGAAACCAUUAUCAGUUUCUUGGUCUUAUUAACAGAAGGCCCCCUAUAGUACUUGUGAACCAAUUUCUAGCUUUUGUGAUUGAAUAGGAAUUUUGGAGAUGAAUGAGAAUUUAAUGGUCUUAGGGUAGACUUAUUCUCUACAAUAUAAAUAAAAUAUUUUCUUUUUCUAAAUUAUCUGUCCUUAGACAAGGACUCUCUGAAUCUCUAGGAUUCAGUUUCCUUAUCGGUAAAAUGAGGCAGCUGGAAUAAAUGACUGCUCAAGUCUCUGGGAUACUAUCAAACUUCUAAGGAUGCCUCUGAGUAAGUCAGCAAGCAUUGAUUAAAUACCUCAUAUUUGCAGGCACGAUGCUAACUGCUGGGGAAACAAAGACAGGCAAUAAGCCUGCUCCUUAUUUGUAAGCAAUUCACAUUCUCACGGUGAUGACACACCAUAAUAUCAGAGUAAUAUCAGAAAGAAAAGCACUGACUAUAGGUGUUCAGGUGGGGAGAGGUUAGGAAAUAGGAAGGCUAGAAAGAAUAGAAAGAGGCCAGGUUGUGAGGGGCUUUAAAUGACAAACAGAGCAUUUUAUAUUUGAUCCUGCAGAUAAAAGGGGCUCACUGGAAUUUAUUGGCUAGUUGAGUGGUAUGGUCAGAUGCGAAUGAUAUAGGAAAGUCACUUUGUCAGAAGAAUGGGGGAUGGAUUAAGAGUAGGGAGAGAUAAGACCUUUGUGUCAAGGAAAUGAUACAGGAGAAAACACUCACCUUUUAUCUAUACCUAUUAUGAUUUUAUGCAUUUUAUUCUUCUUCCCCAUUACUUUUAUCAUUCCAGAAUGAAGUAUCUUUUUUUUAUCUUGUUGAACUGUUAAAACUUCACAAGCAUGUUACAGGCAAGUUAGGAUUUAACUUUCACCACCUUUCUUUUUUUUUUAAUUCCAUAUUUUAUUAUUUAAUAUUUUUUAGU
Molecule: messenger RNA, 4272 nt
Organism: Trichosurus vulpecula (common brushtail)
Lineage: Eukaryota; Metazoa; Chordata; Mammalia; Diprotodontia; Phalangeridae
Gene: CFLAR
Product: CASP8 and FADD like apoptosis regulator
Exons: 10
Coding region: 780-2240 (486 amino acids)
Biological process (GO): negative regulation of extrinsic apoptotic signaling pathway via death domain receptors; proteolysis
Molecular function (GO): cysteine-type endopeptidase activity; protein binding
Source: RefSeq, a predicted model, not a curated record